AUGAAGGUAGUUACGGUUCUCAUCUUGCUUUUAGCAAGCGGUACCUAUUUUGAUCCUCAACGUGUUACGGUGGGAGGGAGCCCUAAAAUACCCAAGAAUCCCUCCCGCGACUUCACCUUGACACCCAGUUCACCUUGGGCUACCCUAGACUACGGUGCUGAGGUGGCAGGCUUUCCUAGCUUCGAGAUCUCCAAGAUUUCCGGGCCGACGCAGAUUGAGAUCAAGUACAGUGAACAGUGUCCUGGGCUGCUUGAGCCCUUCAGCGAUGGCCCUAGCUUGUUUGUAUCUAGUCUCGCCGACUCCUUCCGGGUGGAAACGUUCAACAUCACUCGAAAUGGAAAGUUCAGCUCCGAACUCCUACAAGGAGGUCAGCGAUGGCAAAGCAUUCGAUUGCUCACUCACACCACGGUGAAAUUCCGAACAGUUUCCUUCAGGUCCUCAGUGGGCGCGGUGGACACUGGGAAUAUUCCUGGCACAUUUCACUCGUCGAACGAAAUCUACAACAAAAUCUGGUACCUAGGUGCACGUGCGGUCUCGCUGCAAGGUGCUUUAGUGUCUAGCAGUGUCCCUAGCUACUCUGCUUUGACCUAUAACCUCACCGAAUAUGACUUGGAGUUUGAUGCAAAAAUUACUCGAGGAGGUUUGAUUUGGUCGACCAGCUAUAACUUCGGCAUUCGAUCAAAGGAAGGGAUUCUCAUCAAUUUGGCCAGCAAGUACCCAGAAGAAUCGACAUUCCUCAACACGAAUAAAACGCUGUUUCCCCCCAUCUACCAUCACCCUGGCGUAUGGAAUUCGUUCUCGGUGCCGUUCGACGUACAAGAAGGUGUAUGGUACCGGAUAGGGACCACCAUCCGCUCUGGACACUUGGCCGUUACCUUGAACCAAACCCAGCUAUUCAAUGUCUCUUUAUCCACCUAUUAUGCUGGCGGGGCCUCGAUUUCAUCUUCGGGGGCCUUUGGAUUUGGCGCAUGGCAAGAUCAGUCUGCCCGCAUUCGUAAAGUGAGCGCCCGAGAUACUACCGGCAAGCUUGUUUACCUGAAUCCCAUGACCGAUGCCAAGGUUGUUCUGCCAGAAUACGGCGUGCAUGACAACUACUUCCCAACUUGCGUGGAUGGUGCAAAACGAGAUCGAUUGGCUUGGCUUGGAGACUUUGGGCACACGACCCGGAUUAUCGGAGUGACAACUAACCGCAAGGACCAUGUCACUGGUACUUUCUUACAGCUCCUCAGCUAUCAACUCUUCACCGGCCAACUGCCUAUGGCUCCAUCCCUUGGCUACUCGCCAGAAAUUGACCCAAAAGCCUUUACCGUCAACGGCAUGGCAUAUCUUCUACCGGACUAUCACAUCCUUGCUCUCAUGUCUUUCGCUUCCUAUAUGGAGUACUCAAAUGAUACUACCUUUGCUCAGGAGCACUGGAGCUCGUGGAAAUCCGCGGUAGAUUGGCUUGCCUUGUAUCAGAGCAACUCCACUGGACUCAUUGACUUUGCCGUCUUCGGCAAUACCUUCCUAGGCCUUGUUAGUGGCUCAGCUAUCAGCGCUGCCUCCGUGGGGGCAUUCAGAGGAAUGUCCUCUAUUGCUACUGUAGUUGAAGACACCUCAUCGGCUAAAAGAUGGACUACACUGGCUAAAUCUGUCAAAGUUGCUCUGGCGUUGAUGCCUAAGGUAUCAAUGGAUGGAGUGGGGCAGAACGGCCGAUAUCAAACAUCUCAUUGGAGAGAUUGUGUUUAA
Penicillium expansum is the source of this 1728-nucleotide messenger RNA. RefSeq names its product putative alpha-L-rhamnosidase C. The record is from RefSeq and is a predicted model, not a curated record. Gene Ontology annotation, biological process: carbohydrate metabolic process. The coding region runs from base 1 to 1728 and encodes 575 amino acids. Lineage: Eukaryota; Fungi; Ascomycota; Eurotiomycetes; Eurotiales; Aspergillaceae. The transcript has 4 exons.